Anopheles coluzzii is the source of this 3745-nucleotide messenger RNA. RefSeq names its product origin recognition complex subunit 6 (gene Orc6). Lineage: Eukaryota; Metazoa; Arthropoda; Insecta; Diptera; Culicidae. Gene Ontology annotation, biological process: DNA replication initiation; DNA replication. Gene Ontology annotation, cellular component: nuclear origin of replication recognition complex. The transcript is spliced from 2 exons. Gene Ontology annotation, molecular function: DNA binding. The coding region runs from base 231 to 1016 and encodes 261 amino acids. The record is from RefSeq and is a predicted model, not a curated record.
AAAUGGCCUCCUUUGUUUUGAUUCUUGCUUCGAUCUGUCAUCGUGCGGGUUCGGCAGCAGCAGCAGCAGGCCACAGUUUGACGUUCAAAUUCGCGCCAAACUGGUGCGUGGUGCAACAGCGACACAACACACGCACGCACACGAUCAUCAGCUUCGCCGGAACGGACGGGAGCGUGUUGCGUGUGUGUAAACAAGGGUUGCGAUCGUAAAAAAGGAAAAAGAGUGAAACGAUGGCCACCGGCGAUAAUAAACUGUUGCUUCAGCUUGUUCAAAAGCUAGGCCUCGCCAACUAUGAGUCCCUUGCGCCUAAAGCGACGGAACUGCAGCGCCUGCUGGAGAUACGCUCGUCCAGCGGCAUGAUGAGCACCCUGGGCGACUACGCCAAGGCAACGAUCUGUAUCGACCUUGCCUCCAGCCUGCUCGGGCUGCCGUUCGACACCGACACGGCGCUGAAGCUGUCCGGCCUGAGGAAAACGGCGUACGCGAACGGACGCCGCACGCUGGAGAAGGUUCUGGACAUUAACAAAACGCUCGGCAUCGGGGAGAUCUGUGUGCAGGUGGGCGUUACCCAGGUGCAGCAGGAAGCGGCCACACUGCUCGAAGCGUACAAACAGUACGCCGGACAGGGCGGCGCCGGGAUCGAUUUUAGCCACCCGCAGUACGCGACGAUGGCCGUGUUUCAGGCGUGCAAGCGGCAGAAGGUGAAACCGCCCAAAACGAAGCUGCUACCGUUCAGCCAUCUCAAGCCGGCCCAGUGGAGCAUGCUGGAGAAGAAUUGGGAGAAAUUUCUCGCCACCGGUGCGGCCGAUAUGGGACCGAAGGGAGCGAAUACCAGGGGCGUUGUGGUGAAGGAGCUGGCAGCAAGGGGCGAAGAGGAGGAACAGGCCAAUGGUGGUGGGAGCAGUGCGGCACGGAAGCACGCGAGUCCGGAAAAGAUCGAACCGUACCAGAGCUGGAAGAAACGGAUGCUCGAGAAGGCGUACCGGGAGCUGGAGCUGCAACGGGGCAGUGGGUAAAUGUCCCUCUUCUCAACCCCCCGGGAACCAUCAUUCCACGAUGGGAGAUGUUUUUUUACGCUUAGAGGUGUGUUGUUUCGAGGACGCAAUGUUAGUGUUUGCACUGUGCCAAUACAUAUCCAGAUAUUAUUUACCGUGAAUUGUUAAGACCCUAGCUUUACGUAAGGUGCAUAUUUGUAUACAUAAUUAGGUAAUAAAAAAAUCGAAUGCUCAAACAAGAAAAAUAUUUCUAUAUAAACAAUAACGGACAGGGACCGACGGCUCUAGGUCGACUCGUACCGUUGCGCCAGAAUGUUGCGCCAUAACGCCCGGUCAUGUGCUGCAGAUCUCCAACUCGAGAUCCUCCGAUCCUCCGCAAGUUUGCCUCGACCUGGUCAAGCUACCGUACUCGCUGUGCCUCUCUCCUCCGCGUGCCCGUUGGGUCCCUUUUGAUGACCUCCCUGGCUGGAGGAGCUAACAGGCCUCCUCGCUAUAUAUCCCAGCCAUCUAAGUGGCUCGAUUUUCACCAGGAUUCCAAUCGGGGGAUCACCUAGCAGCUCGUACAGCUCAUCGUGGUCAUUUUGUACCUUGCUUUCAAAAACACCAAGUGCACGUAGAUCGCCUUGCCUUCCAGUAAGGUUCAUGUCUCAUGUCCGUAGCGUACAACGGGCCCGAUCGCCUGGAGAACCGACCAGAUCGCAGCCACUUACGUAGACUGCAGAAGGUGCGAUUUUCCAGCGAGAAUGCGCCUCCGAAUUUCCAAGGAUAUGUCAGAGUCACAUGUGAAUUGGGAUCCUAGGUAUACAAAAGAACCUACCUCCUCCAGUACCUCAUCGUCAUCCAUGCUGAUAAAGGGAAAAGUAUCUGGAGUGUUAUCCCUAGGCCCUAUUCCCUGCAUGUACUUCGUCUUUGACGUGUUGAUCUGGAGUCCAACCCGCUGAGCUUCUGACUUAAGUCCAGCAUGCGUUUCCACAGCCAUCCUCUCUUGUUGAUCGCAAUAAUGUCAAUGUCGUCUGCGUUGUCCAGGAGUUGGAUGGAGGGCCAGAAGAUGGUAUACCUCGCGUGUCGAUGCCUGCUCGUCUUAUCACACCUUCUAAGGCCACGCUGUACAGGAUACAUGAAAGGCUAUCCCCAUUGCCUCAGUCCUCUGUGGGAAGCAAACUGAGCAGACGCGACACCACCGUACUUUGAGGAAUACGGACACGUUUCUAAUUUCCACUUCAUUGUGUAAUUGGCAGCACCACCGCUCACUCAGCAGGAGAUGUUCGGAUGGUCGGAAUGAGACAUCGACAACGGCAUCACGUCGGGCGUGUGUGUGUAAUUAUUUACUUCCUACAAAAUGUAUUUCGCGCGCGCGCGCCUGCAGAAUUAGUAAUAAUAGUGCUAACAAAGAAACGUAAUAGGAGUAAGGGUGCUGUGUGUGUGUGUUGCUUCUGGUGUUACGAUACUGCAACGGAAAGUGAUUAGAUAUAUCAGUUAAAGGUCAGCCUAACAUAUUCACAGAUCUUGGCGUCAACCGACAGAGCAGAUCGAACUCAGUUGAUCCGGAAUAAUUCAAUUAACAGAGGACUAACGCCACAGCACCACAGAAUGCUAGCAAUUAGGAAGGUUAUGUAGCGUCUCUACAGGGUCAUAUCAUUUGGAGUUGAAAAUAACACCUUUCUCUAAUCAAAUCUCUUCCUUGCGGACAUCCUUCUUUUGCUUUUUAGUGUGUUUGAAAAUUGGGGCCUGGUGCCAUCUGCACAGUUUUACUUCGGCUUUCCGCAACAAGAUCGUGCUAUAAUAUUUAUAUAUGUACAUUUCAUCUCGCAAACAUGAUGGAAACGAAGAGAAAGCCCCGAAUAUUCAUAGUAUCCUUGCGUACAAGUUUUUCCCUCUUUUUAAUACGCGUACCAUAUGCCUCCUUGUGGCCAAAAGUAGUUUGAAUUGAACGGAUUGGUUAAAUCUAAUAAGAAAGAAGGCAUUAUCCGUGUGGCGUUGGUAGGUAGCACCAGUAGUUCUACCGUCCCAUGUGAAGAGGGUAACAUAAAUUGAGCAAAAGUGUUGAAAUACCAGCAAACAAACAAAAAACCUCUAACAGUGAGUAACGACAAAUAGUGAGAAAAAGGUAACCAAAACUAUUACCCUUGGCUUACAAAACACACACACACACACAGAGACUACGGAGUGAAACAGAAAAAAAGAAAGAAAAAACAAAAACAAACAAUAAUUCUACAUUCGGAAGUUAUUGUACAGCUUUUCAUUUGGAAUAAAUGGUAAUUAUGCGGUGCUUAUUUGUCUUAUCAUAUAAACACACACACACACGCGCACACGUCCACACGCACCUCUCUUUCUCGCUGUCCACUAUCGCAUACACAUAUUCUUUCACUGUCUCUCUCUCUCUCUAUGAUGCGUUCUAAGGCCUUUUUGCCCGGCAUAUUAAGCAAGAUGGGCAUUUAUAUGAACUGCGCUACAGGGGGAGGAAAGAAGGGAGGCUGGCUGUUGCGGGAGGAAGAAACUAAUAAACGGGCUAACGCUUUUGAUAGCAAUUGAUAGAUAACUAACUGAUCAACGGAUGGUUUGGGAGGGGUGAAUGGUGAAGUGUCUGUGUUUUGCUCUAUUGUGUGUGUGCAAUUAAUUCAUCACCAAUUGUAGCAUAAAUUCUGCUUUAGUGUACGUAUGCGGCAUGUAUGCAGCAAACGAUUGUAAGAUUAAAAGUUACUGUGUCUUGAAGAUGGUAAAAUCAAAAUUAAAAAAAAAAAAAAAAGAAA